AUCAGGUAGUCGGGCUGGACGGGGUGGUUUCGGGUGGAGCGGGCAGUCCUUUGAACCCUGUAUCGAGUUCUGGAAUGAACGUAGCUUUUCCAGACAAAUUUCAAGAGUUGGAAAAAAUGAUCGAGAAACUUCGAGAAGAGCAUAAUAUGGCCCUUCAUAGAUUGAGGGAAGAGAGAGAACGGGGUCUUCAAGAAUUGCAAAAGGAACGAACGUUGUUUGAAAGCCACAAAAGAGAGGAACUCGACAGACUUGAAAAGCUUAAGACAGAAGAGGAAAAAAGAUCAAGACCGCAGAAGACAAACCAACCUGCGAUGUUCAAGGUGCCCCCAAAAAGGAAUGUAACAAAAUCUCGACCUGUGGCCGAUGAUAUUAUAUGCAAGAAGUCAUCAAAAAGGCUCUUAGAACCGAAGACUCCAAAUUUGAGAACAAAGACAAGAUCACGCCCUAACUGUGCCGGAAGAUGUCAUAAGUUCUGCCAAGAAAUGAAACGACCGCAGAAGACAAACCAACCUGCGAUGUUCAAGGUGCCCCCAAAAAGGAAUGUAACAAAAUCUCGACCUGUGGCCGAUGAUAUUAUAUGCAAGAAGUCAUCAAAAAGGCUCUUAGAACCGAAGACUCCAAAUUUGAGAACAAAGACAAGAUCACGCCCUAACUGUGCCGGAAGAUGUCAUAAGUUCUGCCAAGAAAUGAAACGGACAGAAUGUGCCAUCAACAUCACAUCCUUCUGA
Messenger RNA from Dendronephthya gigantea, 728 nucleotides. RefSeq lists its product as uncharacterized. The record is from RefSeq and is a predicted model, not a curated record. Bases 75 to 728 code for a protein of 217 amino acids. Lineage: Eukaryota; Metazoa; Cnidaria; Anthozoa; Malacalcyonacea; Nephtheidae. The transcript is spliced from 7 exons.